UCUCUCAGAAAGACUGGAGCUUUCCCAAAAGUAUUGCUGCCAAAAAAUAUCAAAAUGCAUUUCUUUGGCUUGUUCAUUGUUUUGCUGGCCGUGUCCUUUCAGGCAAUGGUUAAUGGAGAGGACUGCAUUGAUACAAAGACGCAGGCAAAAGAAAUUGCAGAGUGCUGUGAUAUGCACAACCCAAUCGAUUUGUCCGUUGCCGAGGAGUGUGUCGAAAAGUACAAAGAUCUUUCCGGGGAAGAAUUGAUCGCGUGCAUCUACGAGUGCGUGGGCGACAAAACGGGAGUCAUUCAGGGCACCACAGUGAGCAAGGACAAGCUGUUGGAAAGUGCCAACAAUGUACCGGACGAGGAGAUGAAGAAGGUGGUGAUCGCCGCCAUUGAACUGUGCACUGAACAGGCUGCCAAAUUGGCUGAGGAAACUGCCAACCACAGCAUGAAGUGCAGUCCUUUUGCGUUCAUGGUCGGGGAGUGCAUCAUGCGGCACAUCUAUGCCGAGUGCCCGGAGAGUUUCUGGAAGAAAUCUGAUGUCUGCGAUAAAAUCAAAGCCGGAGUUCCAAAAUGUCCUCAGUAAAUGAGAAGUGACGACACCAAAAAAAAUUUCAAUAAAAUGUGUUUGAUAUAAAUAAUUAUAUUCUUUUCAUGAGGUACUGGUCUGUUAUUCGAGACCCCGUUUUUUGACCGGUAAAAAAUUUGAAAUUGAAAUAUUACUAGUGUCGUACUAUAAAAUGAAUCUAAAAGUUUAAAAUUAUAAUUCUCAAAUGGAAAAGGGGUUCAUUGCAAAAUGUUUCGGCUCUAUGUAAUUAAAUUUGACAAUUUCUGUUUUUAUGUGAAAAAAAAAUAGACAAUAAAUAGAGGGUUGAGCUAUUGCAUUCUACAAACUGAUUACAUCAACUAUGUUUUUUCGGGAACAGUUUUAACAUUGAGCACAUUGACAUUUGUUUAAUUAACGAAAUUUUUAUGUAAAAAAAUGCACGCGAUUUGGUGGUAGGUACAAAUUAUUAAAAAAACGUAUUUGAUGUCAAAAAGUUUAAAAAAGUAACAAUCAAGGCCGAGAUCAAUACUAUUUCAUGAAUAUUUUAACGACCUUUUUCAUUCCUGCAAUUACACAGAGAGGUCAUAUUUUCUUUUGGAACAUAUUUAUUGUAUUUUGGUUGAGCGUUUUAGUAGAGUAUAUUUUUUGUUACUUUGUAGAAUUGAAGUGGAAAA
This is a messenger RNA of Culex pipiens pallens (northern house mosquito), 1208 nucleotides long. RefSeq lists its product as uncharacterized. Gene Ontology annotation, molecular function: odorant binding. The record is from RefSeq and is a predicted model, not a curated record. The transcript is spliced from 5 exons. The coding region runs from base 55 to 573 and encodes 172 amino acids. Lineage: Eukaryota; Metazoa; Arthropoda; Insecta; Diptera; Culicidae.